UAUAUAACCUCCACGCCUCUUCUGCAGGUGAUGCAUUAGUCCCCGGGGAGUGUGGUUUGGCCAAGGGAAGGAGGGAGGGAGGAAGGAAGGACCGGCCCCAUGGCGAAUCUGUCCCAGUGCCUGGAGGACGCGCCUUUCCGGGGCUUCCGCUCCUGGGACCCGCGACCCCCGCAGACGUACAGCGAGGCGCAGCGCUUGGCCCUGGAGGAGCUGAUCGCGGGCGGGCGGGCGGCUUUCCAGGCUUUCCUGCGGCGGGAGAAGGUGCGCGCCUUCCUCUCGGAGCCCGAGAUCCAGGCCGUCCUGCGCGCCGCCCUCCCGCCGCCGCCCGGGGAAGACAGCCUGGGGCCGGAGCCCGCGCUCAACGCCUCCCUGGACUGCUCCUCGCUCACCUACUUCCCGCUCCAGUCCGACGUGGAGCCGCCGGUGCUGGAGCUGGGCUGGCCGGCCUUCGUCAGCGGCUCUUUCCGGGGGCUCACCCGCGUGGAGACCUACUUCCAGCCCAGUUUCGGGGAGACCAUUUACCCCUGCAAGGAGGCCGUGCGCAAGCAAAUCCGCUCGGCCAAAGAGGUUAUUGCUAUAGUCAUGGACACCUUCACAGACCUGGACAUCUUUGGCGAUCUCCAAGAAGCGUGUAGAAAAAGGCAGGUUCCAGUAUACAUUCUUCUGGAUCAAGCAUAUCUUUCUUACUUCAUGGCAAUGUGCAAAACCCUAGAAUUCCAUCCUGAACUGGAACAUCUGAUGAGAGUCCGAACGAUCACAGGAAACACUUACUAUGCAAGAUCAGGAGCCAAGAUAAUAGGGAGUGUCCAUGAGAAGUUCAUGUUGAUUGAUGGUGUAAGAGUGACUACAGGCUCCUACAGUUUCACAUGGACUGAUGGGAAGUUAAACAGCAGCAACUUGCUGCUACUCUCAGGUCAAUCGGUUGAACAUUUUGACUUGGAGUUCCGGAUCCUUUACGCACAGUCAAAGCCCAUUGACUCAAAGCUACCAUUCAGUUGCAGGAGCAAUGGUUCCCCUGAGCAUCUAGCUAACAAAACAAUACCUUGCAAAGACUUUACUGUGGGUAAUCGUCUGAGAGCUGAGUUUGCCAGACUCUCAAGCAGCCCACAAAAGCUUGAGCAAGAAUUGAAGCUAGCUAAGGAGCUCCAAGGAGGAAGAUUCAUUUCUAAAUGCUCAUACCUUAAUGGUGAUGAAGACCUGCACAAUACUACUGAAGCCUUAGCAAAAUCUAAAGAAACAGUCAGCCAUUCAACUCAGACUGAACCACUGGAAGAGAAGCCCAUGGCAGCACUCUCCAACUGUGCCACACAAACCAGUAUUUCAAUGGCAACUGCUACCACACAGACAACAACUCGCUCUAGAAUAGUGGGCACACAGACAGUUGUUCAGUUCAAGAGUGCCACUACUCAGACAAAUCAGAGGCAGGCUGUGGACCUGGCUGUGAAUCAGACUGUACCUGAUCAAAGGGUAUCUUCUAAAGAAGGAUCUCCGGUUUCUAGAAAGUCUACCUCAACUUCUUCUAGUGGGUGGUCAGUUUCUUCCCAGUCUUCCCAGUGCUCUAGGGCAAGUUCUACUGGUUCACUGACAUCCCUUAGAACUGUGGACUACACUGUCAACCACCACGGAGACUACUUCCGCAAACAAAAUGAGAGGGAAUUCCACUAUUCUGUCAUCCGGUCUAAACUUAAUCAUAUGGUUUCCAUACUCUCCAGGAGAGGGAACAUUGCUGACAGCUACAUAGGCUGCAGCCCAAUGAGGUGCAACUUAAAACAUAGGCAGAAUAUCAGCACAAGCCUAAUAAACCUCCGGGAUUUUGCACUGUAUACUUCAAAUGAUUGUUUCUGAGGAAUGGGAAUGGAAGAUAUGGUGUUUGUACAAUAGGGUUGCUAGAAUGAAAACUGGAGAGGGCUAUUGUAUCUUUAAGUAGUUGAGUAGAAGAAGGAAUUUUAGAGAGUGUCACUUGUCAUACAAUCAGGUAACAAGCGACACUAGGUGAAAUUCCUUUUUAAAAACAUAAUUGUUAUUUGAAUUGUUAUGUUAUGUUUCUGAGGCAUUGAAUGUUUGCCGAUCUUUUGUUGUUCACCGCCCUGAAUCCCUUUUGGGAGAUAGGGCAAUAUAGAAAUAAAGUUUUAUUAUUAUUAUUA
This is a messenger RNA of Anolis carolinensis (green anole), 2144 nucleotides long. RefSeq names its product family with sequence similarity 83 member D (gene sack1d). The coding region runs from base 100 to 1845 and encodes 581 amino acids. Gene Ontology annotation, molecular function: protein kinase binding. Lineage: Eukaryota; Metazoa; Chordata; Lepidosauria; Squamata; Anolidae. Gene Ontology annotation, cellular component: mitotic spindle pole; cytosol. The transcript is spliced from 4 exons. The record is from RefSeq and is a predicted model, not a curated record. Gene Ontology annotation, biological process: positive regulation of cell cycle G1/S phase transition; regulation of ERK1 and ERK2 cascade; signal transduction.